UUCAAAUAUAAACAUUUCUAAGAUCUACAGAUAGACUGGGCCAGGGUCGCGCACCAUACAUCUACUGAUAUAUAUCCAUGGAAUAGAAGAAGGAGAAGGAUGGAUGAUGGGUGCAUGGGACGCCAUUGAAUCUUCUCUUCAAUAAUAAACACUUUCCUAAUCCCUUAAAUUUUUUAGUCAUUCAUUGUUUAAUCAUUUGGAAUUCAUCAUCGUGACUUGAAUGAUCACAAUCCUCACGCAAACCACCACUUUUUUCCCCCUACGGAUUUCUGUAUAUUUACACCUGUCUGUCUGAGCAUAGAAUCACCACCACAACUUUUCUGCUCUAAAGGUUGCCCCCUUUAAAGCUUCCCCUAUGAUCUCGAGAAGUUUCGGAUAAUUAAUCCUUUUUGUGUUUAUAGCAAUUUUUGUUUUGAUAGAAUUUUGUACUUACGGUGGAAUUUUUUGGGGAAAAAUAGAACCAGAAUUAUGGAGAAUGAACGGUCGCCGACGGCGGUGGAUAUAGAGAACGACGGACUCAGUCGGGAGGCGUUGAUGGUGAUGAAUCACGAUGAAAGGAUUAACGAAUUGGAGAGGAAACCGUCGUCGUUUUGGAACAGAGAUAGCGAAGACGUGUUAAGGGAACCACUCUUGAAGCUGAGGAGCAGAGUCAACACAACUUCCCAGAUUGCCAUCGUUGGCGCCAAUGUUUCCGCCAUUGAAAGCCUUGAUUACGAGCUUUUGGAAAACGAACUCCUUAAACAGGAUUGGAGGUCUAGAAAGAAGGUUCAGAUUUUUCAGUAUGUUUUCCUCAAAUGGGCUCUGGCACUUCUCAUUGGAUUGAGCACUGGCGUUGUUGGUUUCUUUAAUAACCUUGCUGUGGAGAAUAUUGCUGGUUUUAAGCUCUUGCUUACUAACAGGCUGAUGAUCCAGCAGAGGUACUUCCUGUCAUUUGCAGCUUUUGCGGGUUGCAAUGCAGUCCUGGCAACGUGUGCUGGGGUAUUGUGCGCGUUCGUUGCCCCUGCAGCAGCUGGGUCUGGUAUACCAGAAGUGAAAGCCUAUCUUAAUGGUAUAGAUGCUCAUUCUAUUCUGGCUCCAAGCACCCUAUUUGUUAAGAUAUUUGGCUCAAUCUUUGGAGUUGCUGCUGGAUUUGUCGUUGGCAAGGAAGGACCCAUGGUACACACUGGUGCUUGUAUUGCUAACUUACUUGGGCAGGGAGGCUCGCGCAAAUAUCAUUUGACAUGGCGAUGGCUUAGAUACUUCAAAAAUGACCGCGAUAGAAGGGAUUUGAUCACCUGUGGAGCCGCUGCUGGCGUUGCAGCUGCUUUCCGUGCCCCAGUUGGUGGUGUCCUUUUUGCCCUCGAAGAAGCAGCCUCAUGGUGGAGGAGUGCACUUCUCUGGAGGACAUUUUUCACCACUGCUGUAGUAGCUGUGGUCUUGAGGAGCCUCAUUGUCUUCUGCAGGAGUGGCAAUUGUGGCCUUUUUGGAAAAGGUGGUUUGAUCAUGUUUGAUGUUAGUUCUUCUAUGCCUGCCUACAACACCCCAGAUCUUCUGGCUGUGAUUUUGAUAGGAGUACUUGGAGGUGUCCUUGGAAGUUUCUACAAUUUUCUUGUGGACAAGGUGCUGCGGACUUAUAGCAUCAUUAAUGAGAAAGGUCCAAGUUUCAGAGUUCUACUUGUUGUCUUUAUUUCAUUGUUGACCUCUUGCUGUUGCUUUGGCCUGCCUUGGUUUGCAAGGUGCAUCCCCUGUCCAACUGGAAUAGAUGAAGAAUGCCCAAAUAUAGGUCGCUCUGGAAUGUUUAAAGGUUUCCAAUGUGGGCCAGGCCACUACAAUGACCUUGCUUCCCUUCUACUUAAUACAAAUGAUGAUGCUAUUCGCAAUUUAUUCAGCUCAUCAAGAACUAUUCAUGAAUUCCAGAUCUCCACACUUCUAAUAUUCUUCGCUGCUAUAUAUAUUCUUGGGGUAAUCACUUAUGGAAUCGCUGUUCCUUCUGGGCUAUUCAUCCCCGUAAUACUUGCUGGAGCCUCAUACGGACGGCUUGUUGGACGCCUUGUUGACAUGUUCCUUGGGAAUGCUUCCAGUCUUGGUGUUGGCCUCUUUGGUGUCCUUGGGGCGGCAUCAUUCCUUGGUGGCACAAUGAGAAUGACAGUAUCACUUUGUGUUAUUCUCCUUGAGCUAACUAAUGAUUUAUUAAUGCUGCCACUGGUCAUGCUCGUUCUUCUAAUUUCAAAAACAGUGGCUGAUUGUUUCAAUAAAGGUGUUUAUGACCAAAUCGUGAAGAUGAAGGGGAUGCCUUUCAUGGAAGCCCAUGCUGAACCAUACAUGCGGCAGUUGGUUGCAGGAGAUGUUUGUUCUGGCCCCUUAAUAACAUUUUCUGGUGUUGAAAAAGUUGGGAACAUAUUACAUGCUCUUAAAAUAACUGGACAUAAUGGGUUCCCUGUGAUUGAUGAACCCCCUUUCACUGAUGCCCCAGAAUUGUGCGGGCUUGUUUUGAGGUCACACUUGGUUGUUCUUCUCAACGGGAAAAACUUUAUGAAACAUCCAGUGUUGAAUGGAUCCGAAAUUCUUAGAAGGUUUCACGCGAAUGAUUUUGCUAAGCCUGGAUUAGGAAAGGGUCUUAAAGUAGAAGACCUGGAAAUUUCUGAGGAGGAGAUGGAGAUGUAUGUUGAUCUUCAUCCAAUUACUAAUACAUCACCAUACACAGUUGUAGAAACAAUGUCAUUGGCCAAAGCUGCAGUUCUCUUUCGUGAGCUUGGUUUGAGGCACUUGUGUGUUGUUCCAAAGAAACCUGGGAGGCCACCAAUUGUUGGAAUUUUAACAAGGCACGACUUUAUGCCUGAGCAUAUCUUGGGGCUUUAUCCACAACUUAUCUUUUCCCACAAAUUGUAGUUCCAAAUGACUGCCAUUUGUUGGAUGUUUAUAUAUGGGGGAUGAGGACCUGCUCCGGCUCUUGUAGUUUUUAGGUUCAUGUCGAAUACGUUUCCCAGCCUUAGAUAUACCUUUAUCAUUCUUUUUAAAGAAAAUUUUGCCUUGAUCAUGUUCCAUCAUGGCGCCUCCUUCAAGGUGAUUGAAGCUGGAUUCUGUAAGUAAUAUAUAUGGUUAGUGAUGGGGUGCAGUUUGGCUUGGGGUGCCAAUCUUUUAGUGUAAAUUAUAUCUUCAUUUCUGUCAAGUAAGUUUGACAGAGGAAUACUCUUUUGCUAGUACAGUGCUUAUAGCAACUUUUGAUUCUACUUGCAUUUUUGUUUUUUGGGUCCCAAUUCUUCUUUUAUUAUCCUUUUUUUUUCUUGUCCGAUAUGACUGCAGAGAAGAGAGUUUCUCUAAACAAAUUGAUUUUUUCUCCUUGCAAGGAAGAACAUAAUAAUAUCUGAGUAACGACUGUUUUAA
Molecule: messenger RNA, 3363 nt
Organism: Oldenlandia corymbosa var. corymbosa
Lineage: Eukaryota; Viridiplantae; Streptophyta; Magnoliopsida; Gentianales; Rubiaceae
Source: the annotation of a GenBank genome assembly